GACCCUGCGUGAAGAUAGACCCAAGCCUUAUUUCCUCGACUUUCUGUUUCGUUCUCGUCUCUCUCUUUUACCCUUGUUCGCAGCACAGAGCUCCACUAAGAAAAAUGCCAGGAGAUAGGAGGAUUGGAGUGGCCAUGGACUUUUCCCAGAGCAGCAAGAGAGCUCUGGCAUGGGCCAUCAAUAACUUGCUUGAUAGAGGAGAUACUUUUCACGUCAUAUACGUCAAUCCAAGCUCACUCGAUGAAUCUCACAGCACUCUCUGGUCCAAAUCUGGCGCUCCUCUUAUUCCCUUGAGUGAGUUCAGAGAACCGGAGAUUAUGAAGAAGUAUGAUGUGAAAAUAGACAUCGAAGUGCUUGAUUUGCUUGAUACUGCUUCCAGACAAAAAGAGGUGAAAAUCGUUACAAAACUCUACUGGGGAGAUGCGAGGGAGAAGCUUAUCGACGCGAUUGAAGAUCUUAAACUGGACUGUAUAGUCAUGGGUAGCAGAGGACUGGGCACUGUUCAAAGGAUAUUGCUUGGAAGUGUAAGCAACUAUGUGAUGACACAUGCGCCUUGCCCUGUUACCAUUGUUAAGGAAUCAAGUUUCAACAAGUAGUGAAAUAUGUCUUAUAAAAUGGAGGGUGCUUUGAAUUUCGAAUUGGGGAUGUAAGGUAUCAUUUGAGCCGAUAAGUUGUUGAUGGGUCAUGUUUUGAUGGAUGGUUUUCCGUAUGUUCUGUGGUUAUCUGCCAUAGCCAACUUUGAGAAAAGUGUAUGCGCCCUGAUCUUGAAUAAAUUAAGUAGUCUAUUUUAUUUUAUUUUA
This is a messenger RNA of Carica papaya (papaya), 800 nucleotides long. Its product is annotated as Adenine nucleotide alpha hydrolases-like superfamily protein. The record is from RefSeq and is a predicted model, not a curated record. Lineage: Eukaryota; Viridiplantae; Streptophyta; Magnoliopsida; Brassicales; Caricaceae.